AUGGUGGGUAUUACUGCUCUACGGGAUGUGCAACCGAACAAGGCAUGCUGGAAAGAGUUACCUAGUACAGUCCAGCUGAAUCAGCUAAACCAUGCCUUAAUGGAGACGGGACCAGCCAAUGAAUUUUUGGCAUCUGUUGGAACUACAGUUCUCACCAGGAUGGAUUUCCUUACUUUAGGGCACCAACGUGAAGUAGAAGCAACAGAUAUUGCUGACCUUCAGGGCAUAAUGGUCCAUGUCUUUAAUUCAUAUGUGACAGUGACUUGGUUGCCACCCUUGUGCGCAGACCCAAUGUGCAAUGUUCCUGUGAGUAUCAUUGUUUUGUGA
Cyprinus carpio (common carp) is the source of this 327-nucleotide messenger RNA. RefSeq lists its product as uncharacterized. The record is from RefSeq and is a predicted model, not a curated record. NCBI's taxonomy places the organism in Eukaryota, Metazoa, Chordata, Actinopteri, Cypriniformes, Cyprinidae. The coding region runs from base 1 to 327 and encodes 108 amino acids. The transcript is spliced from 4 exons.